This is a messenger RNA of Dreissena polymorpha, 4448 nucleotides long. Its product is annotated as serine/threonine-protein phosphatase 6 regulatory ankyrin repeat subunit B-like. The transcript has 6 exons. The record is from RefSeq and is a predicted model, not a curated record. The coding region runs from base 1 to 3486 and encodes 1161 amino acids. Gene Ontology annotation, molecular function: protein binding. NCBI's taxonomy places the organism in Eukaryota, Metazoa, Mollusca, Bivalvia, Myida, Dreissenidae.
AUGGAAGGAACGCACCACACUGUGAAGAAAUCCAGAAUAGCCAUGUUUACGGAUGCCCGGCAAAUAUCGAAGGAGGAGGGGGAUAGACUUCGGACUAACGAAUCGCCGUCCUCAGAAGUCACAACAGAUCCAUUAUCUGCGAAAGAUAAAUAUCCCUCAUUAACAACGCUGUGUGAUAAACUAGACUCAUGUGAGUUGUCCGACCUUCAAUCUAAUGGGCACCAAGAUUUAAUUAAUGUCAAUAAUUUACUUCAACGAACUACACAACAGGACAUCGUGUGUUAUACGGAAGAAAUGUUUGCAAAAGACGAUGACGGCGAUACGCCUUUGCACCUUGCAAUUAUUAUGGAAAAGCUGUGGUUGGAUUUCGAUAUCGCAAACUAUGACGGUUUGACAUGUCUUCAUCUGGCAGUCAUGAAUAAGCACAUGGAUAUACUGCAACUCCUCAUCGAACGCGACGUAGACUUGAACAUGAUCGAGCGGAAAGCAGGUAGAACUGUUCUUCACAUGGCGUGUAUAAGAGGUGACGUCAAACUGGUGCGUAUGUUCAUGCAUGUUAGGACAUGUAAUAUGGACGCACGAACGUACAGCGGAUACACGCCCCUGGACCUUGCCCGGGACUACAACCAGGACGGGGUAUACACGAUCUUGGCGGCUGCAGGCUCAAAGCAUAGCGCAGAAUCUGUGGACAUAACAGGAACCGACGGCAGUUUAGGAAACCAGAACGACCACGGUCAUAACGACAGCUGUCCACAGAGAUCCGAUAUGGAGGAGGGUGUUAGAUAUCACACUAAAAGAAAGUACAGGCGUACGUUCUCUGUUGCUUUUCUUAUUCCCGAGGACGUGGGCUUCCUUAGGACAGACGAAUCCCCGACAAGGGAGGUGUCGACCAAUAUGUUCUUUUCGACGGACAAAUAUCCCUCCUUGACCACACUGUGUGAAGAACUUGACUCAUGCGACCUGUCUGAUCUACAAUUUAGUGGACAACAAGAAUCAAACAGUAUUCACAUUAACAAUUCAAGUUAUGCACAGGGUGUAGCCUGUAAUAGUGAAGAAUUGUUUGUAAAAGACAAGGAUGGCGAUACGGCUUUGCAUCUUGCAAUCAUUUUGGAUAACCUUGUGUUGAAAAUUCCGCAGGAUUUUGAUAUCGCAAACUAUGACGGUUUGACCUGUCUUCAUCUUGCGGUCAUUAAUAGGCACAUGGACAUAUUGCAACUCCUCAUCGAACGCGACGUAGACUUGAACAUGAUCGAGCGAAAAGCGGGUAGAACUGUUCUUCACAUGGCGUGUAUUAGCGGUGACGUCAAACUGGUGCGGACGUUAAUGAGUGUUCGGGCAUGCAAUAUGGACGCUCGGACGCACAGCGGGUACACGCCCUUGGACCUGGCCCUUUGCUAUAACCAGGACGGGGUAUACACGAUCCUUGCGGCUGCAGGCGCGAAACCGGCCUGCAACAUGGAAGGAACGCACCACACUGUGAAAAAAUCCAGAUUAGCCAUGUUGACGGAUGCCUGUCAGAAAUCGAAGGAGGAGGGGCAUUGCCUUCGGACAGACGAAUCGCCGUCCUCAGAAGUCACAACAGACCCAUUCUCUGCGAACGAUAAAUAUCCCUCGAUGACAACGCUGUGUGAUAAACUGGAAUCAUGUGACUUGUCCGACGUUCAAUCUAAUGGACACCAAGAUUUGAAUAGUGUUAAUGUCAAUAAUUUACUUCAACGGACUACACAACAGGACAUCUUGUGUAAUACGGAAGAAAUGUUUGAAAAAGACGAUGACGGCGAUACGCCUUUGCACCUUGCAAUUAUUAUGGAAAAGCUGUGGUUGGCUAGUAUAUUUAUCAAAAUGGCCCCAGCGCAUAAGUUUCUGUCCAUACGAAACAAACUCUUUCAAACGCCGCUCCAUUUGGCGGUCAUUAUGCGAAAGAUGGACAUCGUGCGGCAGCUGGUGUGCGCAGGCGCAGACGUCACGGCAGUUGAUAAGAACGGAAAUACGCCGCUUCAUAUAGCUUGCCGUGAUGGGUUUAAUGAAAUUGCUCAUCAUUUGUUAGAGCCAGUACGAUAUAGCGAAAUCAAAUGCAAUCCGUACGAUAUACCGUAUCAGAAAAUUCCACAGGAUUUCGAUAUCGCGAACUAUGACGGUUUGACCUGUCUACACCUGGCAGUCACGAAUAGACACGUGGACAUAUUACAACUCCUCAUCGAACGCGACGUAGACUUGAACAUGAUCGAGCGGAAAGCGGGCAGAACUGUUUUCCACAUGGCGUGUAUUAGCGGUGACGUCAAACUGGUGCGGACGUUAAUGAGUGUUAGAGCGUGUAAUAUAGACGCGCGGACGUACAGCGGGUACACGCCCCUUGACCUAGCCCGAGACUAUAACCAGGACGGGGUAUACACGAUCCUUGCGGCUGCAGGCGCAAAGCAUAGCGCAGAAUCUGUGGACAGUGACUCAAAAUACUGGAGACGUUCUACGAAAAGCAACCAACCACAUUUGAACUGCAAUAUGGAAGGAACGCACCACAAUGUCAAGAAAUCCAGAUUAGCCAUGCCAACGCAUGCCCGGCAAAUAUCAGAGGAGGAGGAGUAUUGCCUUCGGGCAGACGAAUCACCGUCAUCAGAAGUAACAACUGAUCCAUACUCAGCGACGGACAAAUAUCCAACGGUGACAACGCUGUCUGAUGAACUAGACUCAUGUAACUUGUCCGACCUUCAAGCUAAUGGACAACAAUAUGUUAAUAGUGUGAAUGUCAAUAAUGUACUUCAACAGGACAUCGUGCGUAAUACUGCAGAAAUGUUUAAAAAAGACGAUGACGGCGAUACGCCUUUGCAUCUUGCAAUUAUUUUGGACAAGCUGUGGUUGAUUACUAUAAUUAUCAAAAUGGCCCCAGCGUGUACGUUUCUGUCCAUACGAAACAAACUCUUUCAAACGCCGCUACAUUUGGCGGUUAUAAUGCGCAAAAUGAACAUCGCGCGGCAGCUGGUGUGCACAGGCGCAGACGUCACGGCAGUCGAUAGGAACGGAAAUACGCCGCUUCAUAUAGCUUUUCGUGAUGGUUUGUACGAAAUUGCUCGUUGUUUGUUAGAGCCAGUGCGAAACCGCGAAAUCCAAUGCCAUUCUUUCGAUAUACCUUAUCAAAACAUUCCACAGGAUUUCGAUAUCGCGAACUAUGAUGGUUUGACCUGUCUUCAUCUUGCAGUCAUAAAUAGACACGUGGACAUAUUACAACUCCUCAUCGAACGCGACGUAGACUUAAACAUAAUUGAGAGGAAAGCGGGUAGAACUGUUUUUUACAUGGCGUGUAUUAGCGGUAACGUCAAACUGGUGCGGACGUUAAUGAGUGUUAGAUCGUGCAAUAUAGACGCACGGACGUACAGCGGGUACACGCCCCUUGACCUUGCGCGUGACCAUCACCAGGACGGGGUAUACACGAUCCUUGCGGCUGCAGGCGCGAAACAUGGCACCGAAUCUGUGGACAGUGACACAGAUUGAAGUAUCAAUAUGUUUCUGUUAACGUUAGUUUAUCUUUUUGUUGAAUUCACAUUUACCUCAUUUCGUUUUACAUAUCCCUUGAAUAGGGUUCCAUAUAAACUAAUUCUGCACUCGGUUUCUUACAUGUAUAUAUGUUCUAGUCAUACUUACAGUUUAACUGUAAACUGUGCCCUUGGUCCAACGCGUUAUUAGUAAAACAUACACUUUAUUAAGUACUCCAAACGGAUCAGUUGCUAUUGACAAGUGAUGGUUGUACUCAGGUCGUCCGGAGAUAGGCUAGAUACCACGUGACGAUUGAUCUUGAAUAUACAUGUAUAUUUCUGUCCCAGAUGUCAUGUUGUAUUGUUAACAUCAUAUUUCAAUUGUUGUCUUUAAUUAAUGUCAAUCUAUUCAUGUUGUUUUUGCAUGAAACAUGUUGCAAAUGGUAUGCAUAUUUAAUGUAGUCAAUGGUUAUUACUGCAUGGUUCACGUUGUUAAGUAUAUCUUUUUUGUAUUCAUGUAGCCAAUUUUAUUUUUAUAAGGAGGUCUUUGUUCAUUUAUAUACGAUUUCAAAUCAUUGUUUUGUAUUUUCAACCUAAUUAUCAGUAUUAUAUCGCAUUAUAUCAAUCUCAGUCCUAGCAAACAUGUUCAUAUGACUUGUUGUUUGUUAGUAUAAAAUAGAUGGCUGCCCCAUAAAUUCCGCGGUUGUUCGUGCUAUUUGGGAAUGGGACGUUAUUGUAUAAUUGUCUUAGUAUAAAUCCGUCGUUUGAAUAUAUUUUGGUGUUUUACAAUGAACAUGAAAAAGUAAAUGUAAUUAUGUUCAUAUGUAUACUUUACAUACAAUGCAUGUGUGUAUUUCAUAAAGCAUUUGUCUGUUAUUGUGUAAUUUUAUCGGAAUUUCAAGUGUUCAUCGGUACUAUUCGAAGCUUUCAUUCGUGUAAUUACUAUUAUAUUCUAUUUUUCUAUGUACAAUGACUAAUACA